Molecule: messenger RNA, 564 nt
Organism: Acanthosepion pharaonis
Lineage: Eukaryota; Metazoa; Mollusca; Cephalopoda; Sepiida; Sepiidae
Source: the annotation of a GenBank genome assembly
AUGGACGGCAUCCGUGUCCUGGCUCGCCCCUAUCUGAAGGGCACUGACGCCGCCCCAGAUGAAGGCACAGGCGGACCGCACCUGCAGUCUGUGGCGCAUGGCGGGGCAAGCUGUUCUGCGCCACCGUCAUCCCCAGCUUCGACGACAGCAAAGUCCCCGGCCGCCCGGCGCCGCGCCCGACGGUCGCGCGCUAUGACGGCGCGACCUAUCGCACGCUGUGGACGCCGCGAUCCGCCACGAGCCGAUUGGGUGCUCGUGACCGGAUUUCAACGAAUGGCAUGGGGGUCGAGAUCGAACCGUCACCGAACAGGGCGACCGCUAUCUGGCCCAGACGGCGCAAGCCGCACGCUGAUUCAUGGGGCGUGGGCGGAUGCGCAUCCUUCAUGUCGCUCGGUCUAUCCCCGCACGUCGUCGGGUGGCGCAGGAGAAGGUCGUCGCCAUGCUCGCCGAGGCGCAGGUGCAGCGCGGACAUCAGGUGGGCGCGGCCUAUCUGUCGCGCAAGGCGCAAAGAGGCGGGCGAGCGACACAACGUCACCGUCCUGCCAUAACGCAGCCGCAACCUAG